AACAUAUUUUCACAAAAACACAACAUAAUAAUCAUAACUUCAUUAAGUCAAUCAAGGGAAAAAAAAUAUAACUUAAGUGGACUUAAUUUAGUUACUAAAUGUAGCAAAAAACCUAAUAGCAAAAAUGCAUGCUAUAUAUAGCGAGUGAUAAUGAGUAAUUUGAAUACUUUUCAUCACAAGGGAUAUUCCACUUUGAUGGUUCAAGUUUUUAACAGUUUAUAACAUAACUGUAGUGGAGUAGUGGCAUUACGAUCCUAAAGGAAACCCAACAAAUAAUUCUCAAAAUAAACAAAACAAAAACAACAAAUUACUAUUAUUUUCUUUAAACAAAAAAAGGCAAAAAUAAUGAAAGAAGAGAGAGAAAAUUAAAAAACAAAAAAAAAAAAAAGUAGUAGGAGAAGGCGCAAAAUCCGUGGGGUUCCAGGCUUGCACUCUAAACUUCCAGAGGGAGUCGUUGAGGAGAAGUAAUGGGUUUGCUUGAAAGCCAACCGAAUCUCACUCCUUUCCUCGCCCUCCUCACACUUACAUUGCAUAUUGCAUCUCUUUCUUUCUCUCUCUACCACUCUUACAUUACCAUUAUUUCACAUUGCCGCCUAUUUUUUUUUUUAUACUAUAUAUUAACAUUCUAAGCUUGGUUAAUAUUCUCUAUAUAUUUUUGGAGGAGUACAUCAUCGUCAUAUCAUAACAUAACAUAACAUAAAUUCGCGGUUACCACUUCACAUUAUAUUUCACAUUCAAACACCCUAUCCUUUUUUUCUCUACUUAUAGCCUAACUCAACCUUCUCUUCUUCUAACCAUUCACUACUCUUUAUUUCUCUUUCUAUAUUUUCUCUCUACACAACAACUAAUUCCAAGAAUUAUUUCUUCUUCUUCUUGGGAUUUGCUUAACAAAUUUUACUAAUGGUAGCCCAACAAGAAGAAGUUAUUGUUGGGGAUCAACAACAAAUUAAGCACAACAACAACUCUAAUAUGAUGAUGAUGAUUAAGGGGAAGCGUACUAAGCGGUCGCGGUCUAGGCCGUUGUCGCCUUUAGCGUUAACUAUGUCUUCCGCUACCACCAACGACGAAGGCGGUGCUAAUUCCGCUACCUCCCCUCCACAUUCCGCCGCUACCUCGGAAGAGGAAGAGGAUAUGGCUCAUUGUUUGAUCCUUCUUGCUCAAGGGUCCAACCAAUUAAGUAGCAACUCUAACAACAACCACAACAAUAACAAUAACAAUUCCAAUAACCAAAAGGGUAUUAUUGGAGUUUCCACUACUUCUUACGAAUGCAAGACAUGUAACAAGUCAUUCUCUUCUUUUCAAGCAUUAGGAGGACAUAGAGCUAGCCACAAAAAACCUAAGCCAAACCUCGUCGCCUUAUCUGACCUUAAAAAAUCUUCCACGUCCUCGUCCUCCUCGGCCUCCGUCAUUUUCUCCCUCCUAAACCAGCACCACCACCACAACCACCACGAAGACGACACGACGUUGUCUCUACAAAUCUCCAAUUCCUCACUUUCUACAAACAAUGCUUACACCAAUAAUACUACUACUAACAAUAAGGCAACCAAGGUGCAUGAGUGCGGCAUUUGUGGAGCGGAGUUUUCAUCAGGGCAAGCAUUAGGCGGUCAUAUGCGGCGUCACAGGCCGAUCGGUAUGACGCCUGCUAGCUUAGCAGCCAUUGACAUUGCUAACAAUAACAACAACAACAACAACAACAACAACAACGUUAAAGAGAAGAUGAUGAUCACGACACCGACAACACGAAACGAUCUGUUGUCAUUAGACCUCAAUCUUCCAGCUCCUGAAGAUGAACUCCAACAACAACAACAACAACAACAACAACAACAACAACAACGAGAUUUGUCUUCAAAGUUUGUUUUUCCUUCGAAUGAAAAAACCUUGGUGUUCUCUGCGGCUUCUCAGCUGGUAGAUUGCCAUUAUUGAUCAUUAUGAUCGAUCUUAUUCCCAAUUCUUACACUUCUUUUUUUUUUAGCCAGAAUUUUUUUCUUUUAAUACUUGUGAAUUUCUUAGAUACACACAAUUCAAUUGUUAUUCAACAUUAUCAUAAUUGUUCAUUAUUAAUCAGCUCAUGAUAUUGAUUCUUUGUAUUUAUUUUAAUUACUGACAAUAUAAGAAAAAUUAAUUAUUCUUUUGAGUAUGUCAAAUUGGCAAUAUUAUGUAUAUAUAUUUUUUGUUGUA
Beta vulgaris subsp. vulgaris (sugar beet) is the source of this 2178-nucleotide messenger RNA. RefSeq names its product zinc finger protein ZAT5. The transcript has a single exon. Lineage: Eukaryota; Viridiplantae; Streptophyta; Magnoliopsida; Caryophyllales; Amaranthaceae. The record is from RefSeq and is a predicted model, not a curated record. The coding region runs from base 901 to 1923 and encodes 340 amino acids.